This is a messenger RNA of Chiroxiphia lanceolata (lance-tailed manakin), 1401 nucleotides long. RefSeq names its product potassium channel tetramerization domain containing 17 (gene KCTD17). Bases 91 to 681 code for a protein of 196 amino acids. Lineage: Eukaryota; Metazoa; Chordata; Aves; Passeriformes; Pipridae. The transcript has 6 exons. Gene Ontology annotation, cellular component: Cul3-RING ubiquitin ligase complex; cytoplasm. Gene Ontology annotation, molecular function: cullin family protein binding. Gene Ontology annotation, biological process: protein homooligomerization; proteasome-mediated ubiquitin-dependent protein catabolic process. The record is from RefSeq and is a predicted model, not a curated record.
ACUGGUGCAUACCUAAUAGACCGGGACCCCACUUACUUUGGACCCAUCCUGAACUUCCUCCGUCAUGGGAAGCUGGUCCUGGAUAAAGAUAUGGCUGAAGAGGGGAUCUUAGAAGAAGCUGAGUUCUAUAACAUUGGUCCUUUGAUCCGAAUAAUCAAGGAUCGAAUGGAGGAGAAGGACUACACAGUCACUCAGGUGCCUCCUAAGCAUGUCUACCGUGUGCUACAGUGCCAGGAAGAGGAGCUCACUCAGAUGGUUUCCACUAUGUCAGAUGGAUGGCGCUUUGAACAGCUUGUGAACAUUGGCUCGUCCUAUAAUUAUGGGAAUGAGGAUCAGACAGAGUUCUUGUGUGUGGUCUCCAAAGAGUUGUACAACUCCCCCAGUGGCCUAAGCUCUGAGCCCAGCCACAAAGCCAAGACCGUCCAUCUAUUCGGGAUUGCGCUAAACUCUCUUCCUGCGGACCCUCCCUUCUGCUCCCCUCCGUGUCCAUCCCAGCACUGUCAUCUACCUCCCACAUUGCCCCACUCGCCAGCCUCCAGCCUCCAGCAUCCUUCCCUCUGCUCUCUUUGUCUCCCAGGGCUCAGAGUGGUCUCUGCCCAGGGUCCUGUCUCUCUCUGCUCCUCACUUUUCCUCCUCUGCAGGUAUGUUACCUGUCUGCACUCCCAGCUCCUGCCAGCCUGAGCUCUGCAUGAGUGACUCACUUCCCUCUUGUGGCUGCUACAAGCCAUAGAUCUGAGGAUGUGAUCUCAACACUCCAGCCUUUUCAUUUCUUGUUUGUAUCUUUUUUUUUGUACUGCAGUGUAUGGCAGCCCCUUGCCCCACAGUGACACCCUCCAGCCCCCUUCACUCUUCACAUGCAGUCAUGUUUUUUUUACAAACUCACCUCAGAGGCCUGAGCCUCCAGCCCUGGAGGAGGGCAGAUGCUCCAUGGAGCCUCUGGGCUGCUGUAGGAGCUGGAGCCCACGGCCCCCUCCUAUGCCUGGCAGUCUGGCUUUCCUUAAUGUCACAGUGGCCCCUGGUGGGGACAUCAGCAAUCAGCCACUGCAGCCUGCGGUCCCUUCCUGAACACCCUGGAUGCAAAUGGGGACCCAAGGUGGUGGCAACUGCAGAAGGACCAGUCCUUGCCCUUUUGCUGUUGCAGGCAGUUGGUCUGGGCUUAUGGCCAGAGGGCAAAUGCAGAGCCACAGUCCUUUUCUGGGCUACCUGCAUUGCUCCUUGGUGCCUCCCUCCCUGUCCCCCAGAGCAGCCCUGUGUCAGCAGGGUGAGGAGGAGACAGGUGUGCUGCCCUGGUACCUGAUGUUGUGUCAGCCAGCACCAGGAGAUCCCUGUUUUGGGGAGCGGGGUGUUUGCUUCACUGCUGUAUCUGAAGACUCCUGAAUAAAAUUCACAGUCUGUUCCUCC